GGGGUUUCAGGGUCUGCAGAGGGACAGACAACAAGGAAACACUGUUAGAAAUCAAGAGUAAGCUGAGCAAUAGAGGAAGAGACAGCAAGGAUGGAUCAGAUGUCAUUUUAUAAACAUCUUGGAAAUCAGAAUCUUUGGGAAGCUAUUGUGAUCUGAGGGCGACAUCUGCAUCAUGGUGCAAAAAAAGCUUUAAACAAGUUAAAAUCUAGGCAACAGACUCCCUGAAGUGUUGACUGCCCAACCUAAUCAUGAACGUGAUUCAAAAAUGUUAAUAAGUAAACCAAGACCAUGGGGAAUUCGUAUGCUGGGCAACUGAAAUCUGCUCGAUUUGAGGAAGCUCUCCAUAACUCCAUAGAAGCCUCUCUCAGAUGUAGUAGUGUGGUCCCACGGCCCAUUUUCUCCCAACUGUACUUGGACCCUGAUCAGCAUCCCUUCUCAUCUGCAGAUGUCAAACCCAAGGUGGAGGAUCUGGAUAAAGAUUUGGUACACCGGUACACUCAGAAUGGAAGUCUGGACUUUUCUAACAAUCUAACAGCUAAUGAAAUGGAGGAUGAUGAAGAUGACGAAGAAAUGUCUGAUUCAAACAGCCCACCAAUUCCCUAUUCACAAAAACCUGCCCCAGAAGGAUCUUGCACUACAGAUGGUUUUUGUCAAGCAGGCAAAGAUCUACGUUUGGUAUCAUUGUGUAUGGAACAAAUCGACAUUCCAGCGGGAUUCCUCCUGGUGGGGGCCAAGUCUCCCAAUCUUCCUGAACACAUCCUGGUUUGCGCUGUAGACAAGAGAUUUCUACCGGAUGAUCAUGGGAAAAAUGCACUUUUAGGGUUUUCUGGAAACUGUAUUGGCUGUGGAGAAAGAGGAUUUCGGUAUUUCACGGAAUUUUCCAACCACAUUAACUUGAAGCUCACCACCCAGCCAAAGAAGCAGAAGCACUUAAAGUACUACCUAGUCCGAAGCUCCCAGGGUGUACUGUCGAAGGGGCCUCUCAUCUGCUGGAAAGAAUGUAGAAGCCGACAAUCCUCUGCUUCUUGCCAUUCUAUUAAACCAAACUCUUCAGUGUCAUCAACUGUGACCCCAGAAAACGGGACAACUAAUGGAUACAAAUCAGGAUUCACUCAGACAGAUUCACCGAUUCUCAGUCCAGCUAAUUCUGCAAUCAAUUUAAGUGGAGCUCAGGACCUGACCCGGAAUAAGAAUGCUGUGAAACCACUGGCUUUAUCUUUGCAGGCUGUAGGGAAGACUUUUGCUGCAGAUGCUGCUAAUGGAAACAGUAGCCACGGAGGGAAGAGCAGCGCCUCCAGCUCCACGCCAGCUCGCCCCGGGAAUUAUUCUUUGUCACCAAGACCUAGUUAUGCGUCAGGAGACCAAGCUACCAUGUUCACUUCUGGGCCACCAAAGAAGCGACACCGGGGGUGGUAUCCUGGGUCACCUGUCCCCCAACCUGGUUUAGUUGCACCUGUUCCUACAGUUCGCCCUCUUUCAAGAAAUGAGCCCCUUUUAUCUGCCCCAGUUCCACAGACCCCAUUAACUGGAAUUUUACAACCUCGGCCCAUUCCUGCAGGGGAAACUGUAAUUGUUCCUGAAAACCUGCUGAGUAACUCAGGAGUUAGACCAGUCAUUCUGAUAGGUUAUGGCACUUUACCCUAUUUCUAUGGAAAUGUUGGUGACAUUGUUGUGAGUCCUCUGCUGGUGAAUUGCUACAAGAUUCCACAGUUGGAAAACAAAGAUUUGGAACAAUUAGGGUUGACUGGCAGCCAGCUUCUGAGUGUGGAAAACAUGAUUCUUCUCACGAUACAGUAUCUUGUACGGCUGGGUCCUGAUCAGAUACCUCUCAGGGAAGAAUUUGAGCAAAUUAUGCUGAAAGCCAUGCAGGAGUUUACUCUGAGAGAGCGAGCCCUGCAGAUAGGUGCUCCGUGUACCCCUGUGUUGCCAGGGCAGCUCCCCUGGCUCGCAAGAUUAAUCGCCAGCGUAUCUCAAGACUUGGUGCAUGUGAUUGUGACCCAAAACUCUUUGGCAGAAGGGAUUUCAGAGACAUUAAGGACUCUCAGUGAAAUGAGACACUAUCAAAGGCUACCAGACUAUGUUGUGGCAAUUUGUGCGUCGAAAAUCAGAGGAAAUGAAUUUUGUGUGGUAGUGUUAGGCCAGCAUCAGUCCCGAGCUCUGGCAGAAAGCAUGCUCACCACAAGUGAGUUUUUAAAAGAAAUUAGUUAUGAGCUCAUUACAGGAAAGGUCAGUUUCCUGGCAUCACAUUUCAAAACCACGUCAUUAGGUGAUGACCUAGACAUGCUGCUAGAAAAAAUGCAACAAAGAAGAGGAGACAGCGUGGUUACCCCCUUCAAUGGAGACCUUAAUGAGUGUGUGUCCCCCGAGGAGGCUGCUGCUAUGGUGCCCAUACAAAACCUGGAUUUAGAAAAUGAAACCUUCCAAAUUUAUCAACCUCAGCUAACAGUGGCCAGAAAACUCUUAUCCCAGGUGUGUGCUAUAGCAGACAGUGGCAGUCAAAGCCUGGACCUCGGUCACUUCAGCAAAGUAGACUUCAUCAUCAUUGUCCCAAGAUCUGAGGUUCUGGUCCAGCAAAUACUUCAACGGAUUCGACAAUCAGGUGUCCUUGUAGACUUGGGUCUGGAGGAAAAUGCUCAUCAGAGAGCAGAAAAAUACGUUGUUCGCCUGGACAAUGAGAUUCAAACCAAGUUUGAAGUUUUUAUGAGGAGGGUGAAACAAAACCCAUAUACACUGUAUGUGCUAGUUCACGACAACUCCCAUGUGGAACUAACGAGUGUCAUUUCUGGUUCUUUGUCCCAUGGUGAACCCAGUCAUGGAUUGGCUGAUAGAGUUAUCAAUUGCAGAGAAGUUCUGGAAGCUUUCAACCUCCUAGUGCUCCAGGUCAGCUCGUUCCCGUACACACUACAGACACAACAGUCCCGAAUCAGCUCCAACAAUGAGGUUCACUGGAUACAGCUGGACACUCUGGAGGACGUGGGCUGUGAGGAGAAGCUGUACUUCGGCUUGAAUGAGUACAGCAAGUCUCUGCAGUGGGGGGUCACGAGCCCACUUCUGAGAUGUGAUGAGACGUUUGAAAAAAUGGUGAACACGCUCUUGGAGAGGUACCCCAGACUGCACAGCAUGGUUGUCCGCUGCUACCUUCUCAUCCAGCAGUACUCUGAGGCUCUGAUGGCUCUCACCACCAUGGCGUCACUCCGAGACCACAGCACACCAGAAACACUCAGCAUUAUGGAUGACCUCAUCAGCUCCCCAGGAAAAAAUAAAAGUGGGAGGGGACACAUGCUUAUUAUCAGGGUGCCCUCAGUGCAGCUGGCGAUGUUAGCCAAGGAGCGGCUGCAGGAGGUGCGCGACAAGCUGGGGCUGCAGUAUCGGUUUGAGAUCAUCCUUGGGAACCCGGCCUCUGAACUCAGUGUUGCGACGCACUUUGUGGCACGAUUAAAGACUUGGAGAGGGAACGAACCAGAAGAGUGGAUCCCUCGGACGUAUCAAGAUUUAGAAGGUCUGCCUUGUAUAGUGAUAUUAACUGGCAAAGAUCCUCUUGGAGAAACCUUUCCCAGGUCUUUGAAGUACUGUGACCUCCGGUUAAUUGAUUCAAGCUAUUUAACUCGCACGGCCUUGGAGCAGGAGGUGGGUCUGGCAUGCUGUUAUGUCUCAAAAGAGGUAAUCCGGGGACCCACUGUUGCCCUGGACCUCAGUGGAAAGGAGCAGGAGAGAGCUGCAGUCAGUGAGAACGACUCUGAUGAACUGCUGAUCUACCUGGAGCGGCCUCAGAGCAACAGCAGCGCCGUCACUGGAACUUCAGGUUCCAUCAUGGAGAAUGGGGUGAGCUCUUCCAGCACAGCUGACAGGUCCCAGAAGCAGUCUUUGACCCCCAGCUUCCAGAGCCCAGCCACCAGUGUGGGCCUGGAUGAAGGGCUCUCUGCUGGCACAACUGGAGCUGGGGAGACUCUAAAGCAGGAGUGCGAUUCCCUGGGCCCCCAGAUGGCGAGCAGCACCACCUCCAAGCCUUCAUCGUCCUCCUCAGGACCCAAGACACUUCCGUGGCCAGGACAGCCUGUCAGAGGCUGUCGGGGCCUGCACGCAGCCCUGCCACCAAUAGUGAUCUUAUCCAAAGCGGCCUACAGCCUCCUGGGCUCCCAGAAGAGUGGCAAGCUGCCAUCCUCCUCAUCCUUGCUGCCCCACGCCGACGUGGCCUGGGUGAGCUCCCUGCGGCCAUUCCUGCACAAAGACAUGAGCAGCGAGGAGCAGUCCCUCUACUACAGGCAGUGGACCUCUGCUCGACAGCACCACGCUGACCACAGCAACCAGCCAGACCCGGCCUCAGGCGCCCGCACCUUCCACCCCCGGAGGCUGCUGCUGACGGGGCCUCCUCAGGUGGGAAAGACUGGCUCCUACUUGCAGUUCCUGAGGAUCCUCUUCCGCAUGCUCAUCAGGCUCCUGGAGGUAGACGUGUAUGAUGAUGAGGAGAUCAACACCGAUCACGGGGAAAGCAGUGAAGUCAGCCAGUCAGAGGGAGAGCCCUGGCCUGACAUCGAGAGCUUCAGUAAAAUGCCUUUCGAUGUCAGUGUGCAUGAUCCUAAAUACAGUUUGAUGAGCUUGGUAUAUACUGAGAAGCUGGCAGGGAUCAAACAAGAAGUAAUAAAAGAAUCCAAAGUUGAGGAGCCCAAGAAACGAGAAACCGUAUCCAUGAUGCUGACCAAAUACGCAGCCUACAACACCUUUCACCACUGUGAGCAGUGCCACCAGUACAUGGAUUUCACCUCCGCCUCCCAGAUGUCCGACUCCACCCUUCAUGCCUUCACAUUCUCUUCCUCUAUGCUGGGAGAAGAGGUUCAGCUCUACUUCAUCAUUCCCAAAUCCAAAGAGAGUCAUUUUGUCUUCAGCAAGCAGGGUAAACACCUGGAGAGUAUGCGGCUGCCUCUGGUUUCAGACAAGCAGAAUUUGAAUGCAGUCAAGAGCCCUAUUUUUACUCCUUCCAGUGGUCGCCAUGAACACGGACUCCUAAACCUUUUCCAUGCCAUGGAAGGCAUCAGCCACCUUCACCUUCUAGUGGUCAAAGAGUAUGAGAUGCCGCUGUACCGCAAGUACUGGCCCAACCACAUCAUGCUGGUGCUUCCCGGCAUGUUCAAUAAUGCAGGCGUGGGUGCCGCCAGGUUCCUCAUUAAAGAGCUGUCAUAUCACAACCUAGAACUGGAGAGGAACCGCCUAGAGGAGCUGGGAGUUAAACGCCAAUGUGUCUGGCCUUUCAUUGUUGUGAUGGAUGACUCAUGUGUCCUGUGGAACAUUCACAGUGUUCAGGAACAGACCAGCCAGCCCAUGGAAGCAGGAAUUUCUAGUAAGAAUGUGUCCUUGAAGAGUGUCUUGCAGCAUAUAGAAGCCACACCAAAAAUCAUCCACUAUGCCAUCUUGGGCAUACAGAAGUGGAGCAGCAAGCUGACGUCUCAGAGCCUGCGGGCCCCCUUUUCUAGGUGCCACGUGCAUGACUUCAUUCUCCUCAACAUAGACUUGACUCAGAAUGUGCAGUACGACUUCAACAGGUAUUUCUGUGAAGAUGUUGACUUUAACCUGAGAACAAACAGUAGUGGCCUGCUCAUCUGCCGUUUUAAUAACUUCAGUCUCAUGAAGAAACAUGUUCAGGUUGGCGGGCAAAGGGACUUUAUCAUUAAACCAAAGAUCGUGGUGUCAGAGAGCUUAACACCCAUCUUGCCCCUUCAGUACAUCUGUGCUCCUGACAGUGAACACACGCUACUGGCAGCCCCAGCACAGUUUCUCCUGGAGAAAUUCCUUCAGCACGCUUCAUAUAAACUCUUUCCCAAAGCCAUUCAUAACUUUAAGAGUCCCGUGCUGGCCAUUGACUGCUAUCUUAACAUUGGACCAGAGGUGGCCAUAUGCUACAUCAGCUCCAGACCCCACUCCAGCAACGUCAAUUGUGAAGGGGUGUUUUUCAGUGGACUCCUCCUGUACCUCUGUGACUCUUUUGUAGGUGCUGAUCUUCUUAAGAAAUUUAAGUUUCUCAAAGGUGCUACCCUGUGUGUCAUCUGCCAAGACAGAAGCUCCUUACGCCAAACAAUUGUCCGCUUAGAACUAGAAGAUGAGUGGCAGUUUCGCCUCCGGGACGAGUUUCAAACUGCUAACAGCAGUGAUGACAAGCCUCUCUACUUUCUUACUGGACGCCAUGUCUGAGCUUUUGAGGAGACCAAAAAUAGUAAGGGAAUGCCUAGGCGGGUGGGACAGAAAAAAUUAUUUGGGAUUUAUUUUUUCCUUUAAAGUACAAUCACUGUGGAGCAAAGUGCAACAUAUUUGUUCUCCAAAGAACUCCCCAAAUCUGACCCAUGUCUUUGCAGAUAUCACUUUCCUUCAGUUCCAACAAUAGGACCUUAAUUUCAGGUAAACUCCACCCUAGGCAGUUAUGCAAUUACUAAAGAUAUGGUCUGCCCAUGGGAUCUUACAGAAGAUACUCUGGAGAAUGAACAUGGAGUUUGCAUUGUUUUUUCUACACUAUAUUAGGAGGAAACUGACUCUGAGCAUUAGCUAGCCUGAAUGUGUUACAUUGAGAACCACACCACUGGUGUGGAAUUAAUUGAAGAUUAACAUUUGAGGCCUGAACCCUCAGUUUCUCUUCAGAUCUGUACUUUGGUACAGUAUUACUCAGGGGUCUGAAAAUGAUAGAAUGUAGAAGAUAUUGGUAUUUAAAAAAGAAGUAGCUUUGUCUUUGUGCAGUGUUAGUUUAAGAUUUAUAAUCUUCUAUGUAUUGAAACUUUUGGCAAAAUUUCCACAAGAGUUAAAAGUUUACUAUUUAAACUGAACAAACAAAUCAGUAAAUGCAGAGCAGGCACUGUAUGCAUUUAUGCAGCUUCUCCUGGCUUAAUUCCUUUGCUUUUCCCAUUCUUUAAAAAUGUCUCCAGUCUUUAAGCACACCAUGUCUGUGAGAAUAUGUAACAGUGAUUAAUCUUAUGCAAGACCUAACACAGUAGUUUAUCCAAUUAAAGAGCUUUCAGCAGUUAACCUGCACCCACUCUGUUUGGUUGGAAUUAAGCCGAUGGUACCAGCAAACCUAAUGUCAGGCUGAGGUUCUGCCAUAGAGUGCAAACUGAUCGUUUCCUUUCAGGGACUUGAGCAAAGCUGCCUUUAAAAGACACACUGAGUAUAUCAGCCACCUUACGCUGACAACACAGAAAUGGCUGAAAUGGGAAACAACCAUAGAAAGAGAAGGAAGUGUUUUACUUAAUUUUGCCAGUGACUUCUUAUUUGAGGAGUAAGAAAGAUUCCAUAAAUUUCUACAGGUUUCUCACCAAAUAUUUUAAUCAAAAGCAUUUUCAGAAAAUGUUCUACAACAGCAGUUCUCAACCUGUGGGUCGUGACCCACAGGAACUGUAUUAAAGGGGUGCAGCAUUAGGAAGGUUGAGAACCACUGUUCUAGAACAAACUAAGUCUGUUGGAAAUUUACUCUUAAAUUACUCCACUUCUCAUCACUGAACAAUCUCUCAAGACGCUUUUGUCAUUAGCCCACGCAUGCCACUUUAACUCCACUUAAGAUGGCCAUUUUUACUUGAAUUGAUCUUGUUUGUGACCUGAAACUACUGAAGGGUCUACUAAGCCUGCAUUUACUUAGAACAAAAUAGUGUUAAUUGACCAGCUUUAUUACCUUGUGAUAACAAUGAGUUUACAGCUAGUGGAAAGACGGAAUGUAUUAAGACUGAAAAUGGUUUGCAGGAUCUCUUGAUUUUAAUGUAGCCAUUUAUGAUGCUUUAAAUGUAUUUUGAAGUGAACAAUUCCUUUUAAUCUCAUUUUUAAUUGUCCUUCAAAGAGGACCUGCCUUAUAUAUGCUUUAAAAAUACUCCUUAAUUUUAGUACAGCAAAAUUGUUGGCAUGUUUCAAAGGAGUUUGGUUUAGAUAUGAAUGUAUUUCACUUGUUUCUGUUUUGCUGAAAGGGCCUAAUGCAGAUGGUAUCAAGAAACUCACUAUUUGUGCAAUAUUCCAAUAAUAACGUUUACUAUGUACGGCAGGUAAAAUACUUGAAAUAAUUCUAAAACAAUUGUACCUGGGGCAGAUGGCCUCUCAGGAUUUCUUCUGGCUUUAUGACUUCAUGGUCUAAAAGAGUUUAUGUUUUUGUUUUUUAAGAAGUUACAUCAGAUGCAGGUACUCCAUAUUAGUUAGAGCUGUACUUUGAAAAUGCAAAUGAUUUUGAGUUUUUAACAUACUAUUUAAGUCUGUGAAAGAAAAAUGCCAGAAUAAAGCCAAAGACCAUCACCCCCAAUGAUGGAGAAACUGACCUGCCCAUUCUUUGCAAAGCCUAUCAUACUAAGGUUUGCAGCUUUUAAAAUCAUUUUAUCAAUAUACUUCUUUAGAGAAUGCUAGGUCCUUCUUUAAGAAUAAAAUUGCACAAGCACAGGACACCAUGAUUUGUUAAUAUGUAUCUUGGUGUGUUCAGCUUUAAGCUUUGCUAUCCCUUAGAACACUGAUGUGGGGUAAACGGAUUCGCCAGGCCCACACAGUAGCUCACCCAGAGACCUGCUGAACCUUGGCAUGUAUGACAGUUCACACAGGUUAAUACUGAAUGUAAACUAAAAGUUAGAAUGAGAACUGCUGUAGUCAAUUUUUUUGGCUGUAAUUUAUGCAAUUGCUUUUUGUGAUUUUUAGAAAAGCGGGCACCUGUGUUACUUUAUUACUGUAAAUUUUUUUUAACCAAAAUUUGGUGAAUUUCACUAGUCAGUCUACCUCACAUUUUGUUUAUGAUUCUAAAUUGUCUAAAGUUGUGUCUACUGUACGUUCUUGUAUUUUCAUUUAAUCUGGUGAAUGUAUUAAAAUUCUCUCCCACCCCCUCCAACAUGUUUUUUUAUUCUUUAAACUAAUGUUCCGUUAACAAAAUAUAACAAAAACAAAAAACAAUAAGC
This is a messenger RNA of Nycticebus coucang (slow loris), 8894 nucleotides long. It is a transcript of the gene GREB1L, whose product is annotated as GREB1 like retinoic acid receptor coactivator. The coding region runs from base 289 to 6183 and encodes 1964 amino acids. Gene Ontology annotation, biological process: multicellular organism development; kidney development. The record is from RefSeq and is a predicted model, not a curated record. Lineage: Eukaryota; Metazoa; Chordata; Mammalia; Primates; Lorisidae. The transcript has 34 exons.